AUUAAAAGCCAGGAUUAUUUUAUUAUUAAAACGCCUAAAGCCAUGUUCAAAUAUCUUGCUCAUCUGUCAUUGUGCCCUCAUCCCCGAGCUGUAGAACCUGAAGAUGUGUCUAUCCCUAUGUCACUUGAGAUGAGAAAGCGAAACAUGCACUCAUAUGACUUUGCACCUAACAGAAGCGAAUUCGCCGUGCCCGGAAUCGGCUACUAUAGAUGCGAUAUCUGCUACAAUUACUGGCGAUGUGCCUACGCAUGGGUGGUGGUGGACUUGAGGAAGCCGAAUAUCAGCUACAGGUGGAAGAUGAAGUGCAAGUACUGCUGCUUUCAUGAGAAACAUGCUGGGGUCACGCCAGUCUUCGCCGUAGAAGAAAUUAAGAACCUCACCAAGAAGGCCAUCAACUUGUAUCUAUACGAACUGUUCAUGGACCUUGAUCUUGGAUUGUACCAGAUUGGGUCGAAAGGUCCCCAUCCUAAAGAACUGUGCGAAAGAUGUGAAUGGGGUAAAAAGGAAUGUUGGAAAACCUGUAAACCAGCUCGGCUCCCACAUGGACAUCUCUUGCAGAUAUGAAUAUUGUAAUGCCAAACCUCUUUUCUUCAUUCUUCUAUUGUAAUUCAGAC
Messenger RNA from Argiope bruennichi, 614 nucleotides. RefSeq lists its product as uncharacterized. The record is from RefSeq and is a predicted model, not a curated record. The coding region runs from base 43 to 564 and encodes 173 amino acids. The transcript has 3 exons. NCBI's taxonomy places the organism in Eukaryota, Metazoa, Arthropoda, Arachnida, Araneae, Araneidae.